Messenger RNA from Ectocarpus siliculosus, 507 nucleotides. The record is from the annotation of a GenBank genome assembly. NCBI's taxonomy places the organism in Eukaryota, Phaeophyceae, Ectocarpales, Ectocarpaceae.
AUGUACGCUCCGAAACGGAAAGGACACCGCUCACGUCUUGACGGCUUCGAGAUCGAGAUCUUCAAACUCGUCAAGGAGGAGGCGGCUCCGGAGCAGUGGAAGCAGUGGUUUCGAGCACCUCUGGAGCAUGCUACUGCCAGAGGAAACCUGGAUCUCUUCACACGGUUAAUGGACGCUGGUGCCGACGGGGAAGCAGGCUGGCGGGGUUGUCAUGGACGAACACUGCUAGGUGCGGCUGCAUGCGGCAACAAUAGCGACAAGAUGGUGCGGGCUUUGCUCGAGGCUGGGGCGAGGAGGGAUGUAAACGUCCGCUUCGGGAAUACAAACGAGUCCACCCUCCACGUUUCGGCAGCGCGGGGUGCUGAAGCCUCAUGCACGGCGCUCAUGAUCGCUGGGGCAGACCCGAAUCUACGUGAUUGGGAGGGUGCAAGUUCACUCCACCUCACUGCCAAAGCAGGGCACCACGGAGUUGCAGGUAUCCUUCUUCUGAAACGGGCCCAAGUAUAG